AUGUUCCCACAAGUAUUUGCUGUAAUUACAUACAACACGUGGAUAGCAGUGCUGGUUUUGAUUGUCAAUUCCGUGUCAACUCUCACCCUCUGUUUCUCGGACCAAAUAAUCAUCAUGGGAAGUUUAGCACUAGGAAAUUACUUUAAGAUAUUCAACGAGCGCAUGAAAACACACAAAGGCAAGAAAUUGACACCGGAUCAAUGGAAGACAUUGCGAGUGGACUACACGCGGUUGUGCAAUUUGGCUAGAUUGUUGAACGACUGCUUGUGUCAUUUGCUGUGCGUGUCUUUGCUAAUUCACGUGUACAUCAUAUGCGUAGAAAUGCACCAGGGCGUCGUGUAAGGAUUUUUAUUGUGUGCCUAGUAUUAACUAUUAAGUCAAUGCAUAUACGUAUAUAUAUUA
Rhopalosiphum maidis (corn leaf aphid) is the source of this 402-nucleotide messenger RNA. RefSeq names its product gustatory receptor for sugar taste 64f-like. Gene Ontology annotation, cellular component: membrane. The transcript is spliced from 2 exons. Gene Ontology annotation, biological process: detection of chemical stimulus involved in sensory perception of taste; sensory perception of chemical stimulus. Bases 1 to 342 code for a protein of 113 amino acids. Gene Ontology annotation, molecular function: taste receptor activity. The record is from RefSeq and is a predicted model, not a curated record. NCBI's taxonomy places the organism in Eukaryota, Metazoa, Arthropoda, Insecta, Hemiptera, Aphididae.